Messenger RNA from Ceratotherium simum simum (southern white rhinoceros), 1133 nucleotides. The record is from RefSeq and is a predicted model, not a curated record. NCBI's taxonomy places the organism in Eukaryota, Metazoa, Chordata, Mammalia, Perissodactyla, Rhinocerotidae.
ACAGUUGUCAGAGUGUGGGAGGGGUACCAAAUGAGCUAAUGGGUAGGAAAACACUCUGUGACCUGGAAACACUGUGCAUCAGCGAAGUGUCCAUGAGGGUCCCUUGUCUCCAAGGUUGGGCUGCAAUCUGUCUCUGUCCUCCAGACCUGACCCAGAAACCAGAGCUUCACAUCCCAGAGAUUCUUGUAGCUGACGAGUCUGUGACCUUGACCUGUAUCAUCAAAGGCACCUGCAAAGAAACCAAAGCACCAUUCCUCUCCUGGGAAAGGCCCACCACAUCAUCCAACACAGACGGCUCCAGGAACUCCUCCUCCUCCUCAGUGCUGCACUUCACCCCGAAGCCUGAGGACCAUGGCACCACCCUCAGAUGUCAUUUGAACUUCUCCUAACUAACUUGGCCAAAAGUAGCAUGGUCACGCUCCAGCUGGUCGCACCUGCCAGGCUGCUCUAUUCCUCUUGUUCCUUGGAGAAGACUCUGCAGUGCAGCUGUUCCUUCUAUGGGAUCCCCACACCCUCUGUGCAGUGGUUGAUGAAAGGUGUUCCUGUGGGUGUGAACAGCAUGGGUAACAUCCUCCAGGUGACUUCCACCAUAAUUGCCCCCUGGGCCAACAGCACCAUCAACCUCCUCGGGGAGCCAGAAAUACUCAUGAGUCUCCGCUGUGAGGGGAAGAACCAAUAUGGAAUCCAUACUUCAAGCAUCUUCCUUAUACCAGAUAAGAAUUCAGUUUCCAAUGCGUUCAUGAAAGGGCUGAUCCAGGGCAUUGUGUAUGGAUCCAUUGCAUCUGCACUGCUCUUCUUCUUCCUUGUCCUCCUUGCAAUGAAGGCGCUUAAAUGGUGGGAGAAGAGUCAAAUUCCCAAGGCUGAAGAGGCCCUGAUCCUCAAGAAACCAGAGCUACUGGAGAAGCCAGAAACACCCAAGGAGUCUGAAGCUGAAAUUCCAUGGGCCUUGGUCGGAGGGCUCUUGAGAAAGAAGACCGUGGCCACAGAAGCUCCGGAUGGAUUGUGACAAACAUGGCCUCACAGACAUGUAGAUCCACUGGCCCAGUCAUACCUGCACAGAUCUGCAGAGCAGGAGCGGCGACUCCAUCUCAGACUCUUAAGAUCAGAGGCUGCAGCUCAGCGCUCACUCAUUC